AAAGCAUGCAUCCUCCAUCACUCCUUCAUCAGAGAUAGAGAUAGAGAGAGAGAGAAGAACAGAAGAAAUUUUUCUAAACUCUUCAGAGAAACUCAAAACUUCUGAAAGGAUGGGUUCCACAGGGGUACAGAUGGUGUCUGUGGCUUUGGGAAUCCUGGGCCUCAUCGCUGCCAUCGUCACAUGUGUCCUCCCCAGCUGGAAGGUUUCCUCCUUCACUGGACAAAACAUCAUCACAGCACAGGUGCAGCAGGAAGGCCUGUGGAUGGAGUGUGUGUUCCAGAGCACGGGCCAGCAGCAGUGUAAAUCCUACGACUCACUACUGAUCCUGGGCUCAGACAUCCAGGCGGCUCGUGCCAUGAUCAUCGUGUGCUGUAUGGUGUCGGCGAUCUCCCUGCUGGUGCUGUUUGCUGGUGCAGAGUUCACCACGUGUGUCGAAAACGAGGACGCCAAGCCAAAGAUCUGCCUGGUGGCGGGCGUGGGCAUGCUUAUCGCUGGCCUGCUGCUCAUCAUCCCCGUCAGCUGGACGGCCCACAACAUCGUGAGAAACUUCAACAACCAGCUGAUAAACCCAGCCAACCGCAGAGAGCUCGGUCCAUGCAUCUUCAUCGGCUGGGCCGGAGGAGUGCUCCUCCUGCUGGGUGGAGGACUGCUGUGCUGCUUCAGCCGUCCGCGAUCCAGAGGCUCUGGAGGCACCGCCAAGUACUACAGCAAUGGCGCCUCAGCUCCGUCUACAAACUAUGUCUAGACAUGACGAUGAUCGACAGAUGUGUAAUUGAUGCCUCAAAAAUUAAACAUUUCAACUUGGGGUGUGACAGUAUGUUGGUUUAAAAAACCAUUAUUCAUAAAUGUCAUAAUACAAAGGGGUGGGGCUUUCAGAAUUGGAACUGUAAACAAGGAAAUAUCAAAAAAGAAAUUCCAAUCAUCGCUAACAGUGAGAUCAUGUAAAAUAGUCAGACGGUUAAUAUUACACUGCAUGUUUAUAGAUAAUUGCAUCAUAAAUAUGAUUUUUUUAAAAAUAGAAUGCAUGAAUUUUCACUUUUUAAAGAUCACAUGACAAAUGAAACAAAGAAAAAGUAAAUCUAAAGUCAGUUAAAACCAUGAUAUGCCUCCAACUCACCCCCCCAAAAAUAUCUAGUCGUAUGAAAUUUAACAUCCAUUAGCUCCACCCCUAGUUUUACUCAUUUAAAUAUGGGUGGGGCUUCUUUAACAAUGAAAUUUGGUGUGCAUGUUCAUGAAUGUGUUUAAAUCUCAAAACUCAGUCUAUAAAUAAAAUGUUUUUCAGGAUGAUGAAAAAAUACAACAAUGUUUAUUAUUAUUAUUAUUAUUAUUAUUAUUAUUAUUAUUACAGGUAGUCGUCGACUUACGACUGCGUUUGGUUGCGACUGACCGGUCGUAAACCGAUCUGGUCAUAAGUCGGCCUAUGUUAAAUGAAUGUAAGUAUAUUGUGAUGUGUAAUGAUAUUGUAAUCAUCUUAAAGUCUUAUUUUAUCAACAUUUUCUUAUUUCAUUACCUUGGCUCAUUAUUUGGUUUAAGUCAAACACUGCGUACUACACUGCGUACAGUACAAUUCGUUUAAUAUGUGCAAAACAAAAAAUACGAAAUACAGGUGUGAAAAAUAGAAAACAUUUUAGUUUGAAACAUACCAAAAUACAAAUGUAAAACAUAGCAAAAUACAAAAUUUAGUGACCGCUGGCAUCACUGGUGCUUGGCUGUGGGUCGUCUACAGUACGUCAUCAUCAGCUGUUGCAGCACUCGGGCUGGUGGGAGGAUUUGCUCGUUUCAUAAACCAGGAGCUGGGGCGGAAACUGUAUGACGGAGCAUGAGAGAGACUGCGUGUGUGCCAGGAGCUGGGGCGGAAACUGUCGUACGCGGCGAGAGGCUGCCAGGAGCUGGGGCGGAAACUGUCGUAUGCUCAGCUAGCUCAGCUGGGAAACACUUGCCAGUCAUAACCAGACGGUCAUAAAGUCGAUUGGUCGUAAGCCGCAUAAGUCGCAAGUCGACAACUACCUGUAUUAUUAUUGCAAAUUGCUGCUGCCAUGAAGAAACCGCUAUAAAUCUGAGGAAUAAUGUCAUGUUUCAGCAUUUUUUUAAUGAUGCACUGAGAACGGCAAGAUUUUUUCAUAACAGCAACAAAAUAAUGUAUUUUAUAACUUACAGCUUCAUUAGGAAUCUUUAACUCGGUGAUGCUUCGGGGAAAUCCGUCCUUUAGAGCAGCGAAAGAUGAAAAGCUUUUUAGGCCCAUGUGACCAAAUACAGGUGAUUAGCUGUGUAUAAUGUUGCUUCUCUAAAGUUAAUUGGCAAAACUGUAACAUCAUGUCUUUUUGCUUUUGUUUUAUUAAAAUUAACAUUCCUAA
Neoarius graeffei (lesser salmon catfish) is the source of this 2354-nucleotide messenger RNA. RefSeq names its product claudin i (gene cldni). Gene Ontology annotation, molecular function: structural molecule activity. The record is from RefSeq and is a predicted model, not a curated record. Gene Ontology annotation, biological process: bicellular tight junction assembly; cell adhesion. Bases 110 to 745 code for a protein of 211 amino acids. The transcript is spliced from 3 exons. Lineage: Eukaryota; Metazoa; Chordata; Actinopteri; Siluriformes; Ariidae. Gene Ontology annotation, cellular component: plasma membrane; bicellular tight junction.